Molecule: messenger RNA, 5228 nt
Organism: Nothobranchius furzeri (turquoise killifish)
Lineage: Eukaryota; Metazoa; Chordata; Actinopteri; Cyprinodontiformes; Nothobranchiidae
Gene: srebf2
Product: sterol regulatory element binding transcription factor 2
Biological process (GO): positive regulation of cholesterol storage; positive regulation of transcription by RNA polymerase II
Cellular component (GO): nucleus
Molecular function (GO): RNA polymerase II cis-regulatory region sequence-specific DNA binding; DNA-binding transcription factor activity, RNA polymerase II-specific; protein dimerization activity
Source: RefSeq, a predicted model, not a curated record
UUGUGAAUGACGUAAUUAGCGUAAAACAAAAUGGCGUCGCCAUGGCAAUUAAUCAGUGAAGAUGAGUUUAUCGGCGUAAAUGUCUGCCUCUCUUGAGGCUUUGGUGUCGUUUUAAGGUUAUUCCGGUAAAAGUCGGGAUUUUAAUUCGGAUACGUUCGUUGUUAGCUUCGGGGAAAGGCGGAAGUGGAGGCUAGUGGUGUGUUUUAGUCCUCGCGACCCUCCUGUGACAGUUGGAGACGCGAGUCGCUGACAAACAGGAUGGACACCGGAGAGUACAUCAGCCCGAUGGAGACCAUGGACCCGACUUUAGCAGAGCUAGGGGACGAAUUCACUUUGGGAGACAUCGAUGAGAUGCUGCAGUUCGUCAGCAACCAGGUGGGGGACUUCCCAGACAUGUUUGAAGAACAGAUGACCACGGCAAGCUCUGUGCAAGCUGUUGGCUCCGCCCCCCAGAUGGCCAUUCAGACACCCACCGCCACUGCCUACCUCGCUUCCCCCCAGACCCUGCCCCUCACCCCUCCCCUCACGCCUGCUCAGACGCCCUCCCUCGCCACCGCCGCCACCCCUACGGUGCAGCAGGUGACCCGCAGCCCUCCGCUGCUCCAGCCGCGGCCUCAGCCCAUCCAACCCCAUCAGACGUCCCAGCCCACCAUCCAGGUGCACGCGCAGGGAGUUUCCUUGCAGACCCAGAACUUCCCGGUCCAGACUUUGGUUCAGACCCACAGCCAGACGCCCCUCCCCAUCCAGACGCAGGCAGCCCAAACCGUGAUGAUCGCCUCCAACGGUGGACAGUCACGCUUCAUCCAGAGCCCGGUCAUCUGCCAUCAUAGUGCUGCUCCUAGUUUCCAAGUCAUUCAGCCACAAGUGCAGAGCAUCAUGACAUCGCCACAGCUGCAGCCAGUCACCAUUCAGCAUCAGCGCCUGCUGACCGCGACGGGUCAGACCAUCCAGACCCUCUCCACAGCGCCCACCACAGUCCACGCUGUGCAGCAGCAGGUGCCUGUUUUGGUCCAGCAGCCUCAGAUCCUCAAGACGGACUCGCUGGUCCUCACGACGCUGAAACCCGACGGGACGCAGGUGUUGUCCACCGUGCAGAGCCCCGCGGGCAUCGCCACCCUGACCACGCCCAUCCAGAACGCCGCGCUACAAGUCCCGACUCUGAUGGGCAGCAACAUUCUGACCACCGUUCCCGUGGUGAUGGGAGGAGACAAGCUGCCCAUCAAACAGCUGCCUCCAGGCUCCUCCCCCUGCACCGCCGGGCCCAGGGCGAGCGUGGAGCCGAGCCAGGUGAUGGCAGGAGGCAUGGGGCCGGGAGUGGUGGUGAAGGAGGGUGAAAGGAGAACAACCCACAACAUCAUCGAGAAGAGAUACAGGUCGUCCAUCAACGACAAGAUCAUGGAGCUCAGAGACCUGGUCAUGGGCAACGAUGCGAAGAUGCACAAGUCCGGAGUGCUGAGGAAGGCCAUCGACUACAUAAAAUACCUGCAGCAGGUCAACCACAAGCUGCGGCAGGAGAACCUGACCCUGAAGAUGGCCAACCAGAAGAACGGGGCCGCGUCCUUACCCGAGGACGUGGAGCUCAAACCAGAAGUGGUGAUGAUGUCACCUCCCGCCUCCGACUCCGGCUCCGGUUCUCCUCACCAGUUCUCUCCGUACUGCGUUGACUCUGAGCCGGGAAGUCCUCUACUGGAUCACGACCCGGUGAAGAGCGAGCCGGAUUCCCCCUCCACGGUGGGGGUGAUGGAUCGCUCUCGGCUCCUUCUUUGCGCUCUGACGUUCUUCUGUCUGUCCCUGAACCCGCUGCCCUCGCUGCUGGGCUCGGAGGCCGCGGGGAACCCGGGUCUGUCUGCAGGCCACAUCCCAUCCAGGACUCUGGUCUGGUUCCCGACCCACUCCCAGGACUUCGCGUCGUGGCUGCGGUGCCUGUUGCCGUGGGUGAUUGUCUGGGUGCUGAGUGGAGUGGGAGCUCUGUGGGGGUGCGUCAGGGUUCUGUACCUGUGGGAGCCGGUGACGCCGCUUCAUUCGCCUAAAUCCGUGUCCUUCUGGAGGCACCGCAAGCAAGCAGACCUGCAUCUGAAGCGGGGAGAUUACGCGGCGGCGAUGGCCAGUCUAGAGACCUGCCUGUCCGUGCUGACGAGAGCGCUCCCCUCCACCGGUCUGGACCUGGUUUGUUCUCUCUCCUGGAAUUUUAUUCGCUACUGCUUGCAUCGCCCGACGCCUCUGGGCUGGCUGGUCCACCAGGUCGGAGGGAAGCACGAGGGGGAGGAGGCGAGGACCAGCGCCAGGGACGCAGCACUGGUUUACCACCAGCUCAGCCAGCUGCAGCUCACAGGGAAGCUGCCUCAGCGCAGCAGCUGGUGGGCGCUGUCUCUGUCUCUGAACGCCGUCAACCUCAGUGAGAGCGCUCAGGGCAAGAUGGCGCCAACUCAGCUGGCUCAGAUGUACGUGACUGCAGCGACGGCCCUGCGCUCCGUCCUGGGCCACCACCUGUCCUGUCUACCUGGUUACCUUCUGGGCUGCGCAGAGGGCGUGGCCAACCAGACCGAGACCAAGCAGAUCCCCGACUGCCUCCGCUGGCUCUUCACACCGCUGGGUAGGCAGUUCUUCCUGAGCUGUGAUUGGUCGGUGAAGUCCGACAGCGGCGACGAAGUGUACACCUCUCAGAGAGACGCAGCUGACCCCAUCGCCCAGCUGCACCGAUGUUUCUGCAGGAAGCUCCUGGAGAGAGCCGUUCACACGCUCAUCCAGCCGCAGAGCGACUCUGAUGGCGGCAAGAACAGCUGUGGGGAAUUUUCCAACGCCCUGGAGUUCCUCGAGCUGUUGAACAGCUGCACUGAGGACUCUCCUUCCCCUCCUCCCCCCUUCCCGACUCCUCCCAGUCACACCACCGUCUCAGUGCGAGACCCGGUGAGUCGCUGGUGGGCUCUGGUUCUGAAGGCUGCGGUUCUCUGGCUGCAGGGGGACGACGCCACAGUCAGGACGCUGUUGGCAGAAGCCGAGCGAAUGCCGAGAGCUUUGCACAUUCUCGACCACCGUCUACCCAAAGCCGUGCUUCUCCUCUCUAAGGUGGUCCAGAUGAGCCUGUCCCCUCUGAAAGGAGAGGCGGUGGUCUCCUGCUUGUCCCACUGUGACAGAGCCAGCAGCUACCUGCGCUCCAGCGUCUCUGUGCCUCUUUCUCAGUCGGGAAACCUGCUCAACAAGGGGGUGGAGCUUCUCGUGUGCGACCUGCUGCUGACGUUAAGGACCAGUUUGUGGCAGCGAGGAGGCAGCAGUAACGGGGAGCCCGGCCCGGCUCCUGGAUCCCAGUUGGCUGGCUUCCAGAGGGACCUGAGCGCGCUCAGGAAGCUCACACAGUGCUACAGACAGGCCCAACACAAGGUUUUCCUCCAUGAGACCACGGUGCGGCUGAUGGCCGGAGCCAGUCCAACGAGGACUCACCAGCUGUUGGAGCACAACCUGCGGCGCAGGACCCACAGCCCCUACUCGGCCGAGGGCGAGUGUGUUGUGGGUGAGAGGGAGAGGGCCCACGCCAUUCUUCUCGCCUGCCGCCACCUGCCCAUGCCCCUGCUCACCCCGCCGGGUCACCGAGCCCGCCUGCUGGCCGAGGCCAAACGGACCCUGGAGCGGGUGGGAGACCGCCGCUCCCUGCAGGACUGUCAGCAGAUCCUGCUGCGCCUCAGCGGCGGCACCACCAUCGCUGCUUCCUGAGCGACGACUUCUAGAAACCGGGCGACCCGCAACGUUACAACUGCCGUUCAGACUGACCACGAGACUUCAAGAUCCCAAACCCAGCAGAACCCAGUGUUCGAAGAAGAAGAAAGAAAAUAUCAUUUCUAUAGCGCCUCUCAAGAUGAAAAUCACGAGGCGCUUCACAAAAACAAAAAAAAUGUAAAAAUACAAAAAAGCAUUUAGAAAAUGUUAGCUCAUUCGCUACAGCUCCACCGUGUGGCCGUUGGUAGUACUACCGUCUGUCUAACGAGUACCUUAUCCAGCUCAUUCAUCCAAAAAUUAAAAUAAAACGUGUAUUAGGACCACAAAUGUAGUUUUUUAAAGACAAAGACGUAAAUGAUGCUAACAGGGUUAUAAAAGUCCAAAGGGACCAUUAUCUGCAGCAGUUCGGUCGUUCGCUGCAGGAGACAAAGCUGUCUGAUGCAGCGUGAGCUCUGCAUUAAUUAGGAACGCCUUCAGUUCAUUUACGGGCUCCACUGUGCUGAGUGUGUGCUGUAGGACGCACACAUCAGCUGGUUUAACUGCUACGCUGGCUGGUGGCUCUCAUCUACCUCAAACGCCGUACAAUGUUAAGAGUUGUACCGGGAAGCAACUAGGAAACCCCAAACACGCCUCAGCCCGGGGAAGUGAAUUCAGAUUAUCAGAGCUUUUUAUAUCAAAUCAGGAGAAUCUCUUAAACUUCAGAGGGAAGCAGCCUUAGUUUAUGAAGUUUUAAAACCCCGUCGUCGCUCACAGGUACAGGUGCAUGUUGUGAUUGUGUAAAUAAAAUGUGCAUAAGCAGGUAAACAGGAAGUGGUUGGCCGAGACGUGAUUCAGAGGUCUGAGUUCCACUCCACCAAACCGUUUGAAUCCUUGAGUUUUCCUCAUACGGAGGCCUUUACAGCUGCUGUGGUCGGUUACCGUGGCAACGUGCAAAAAUGGUUUUCUGCCUUUGAAAAUCUGAAGCAGCGCCACAGACAUUUGUGGCUCAGCGGCGAGCUCCUGGAGGAGACGUAAACCUUUUGUGUUCGGUAGAAAAUAUUUUUAUCAGGUUGGAAUAAUGGGGGGGGGGGGUUGCUUUUUAUUUGUCAUUAUUAGUCACGACGCAGCACUUUUGUCUUUUCUCUUAUUUAAUGUGAGCUGAAUGCUUUUGAGGGGCCAGUUUUGUUUUUAUUAGCAGCAGCAGCAAAAGACCGGAGACUUACGGUUCAGGACAUUAGUAGAAAAAACAUUUUGUUUUGUUUUUGGUCAAAAUGUGUAGGAAUGUAAAAUUUACUCGCACACAAACAAGAUAAGAGGAAACCGGGACUUGGCCUUUAACUCAAAUGUUUCUGCACUAACAUUACGUUUAUCAGUUUCCGUUUCCCUGAUUGGUAAAAGUCAGCCGUGCAUCAGCAGCCAUUGCAUAGUUGUAAAUGUUACCUUUCAUUUUUUUUUUGUUUGUUGUCUCCCCUCAGCUUGUUUAUUGUUGGAAUGAUGUGCUUCUUUUAAUGUUUUCUAAUUAAAAAAAAACAACGGUG